Molecule: messenger RNA, 540 nt
Organism: Cicer arietinum (chickpea)
Lineage: Eukaryota; Viridiplantae; Streptophyta; Magnoliopsida; Fabales; Fabaceae
Source: RefSeq, a predicted model, not a curated record
AUGUCAAAAGCUAAAUACAUAGCUGAAGGAGGGUCUUCAAACAGACCACCAUACUUUGAUGAUGAAUGUGAUAUGGCCAAGAAGGUGGGUAUGUGGAGAAUCAUCACAGAUGGAGACUUUAUACCAAGAAUAGAUCAAAACGAUGCUACAUCAGCUGAAAAGAAAGAAUCAGAUUGGACAGCAGAUGAAAAAUCCAAGGUACUCUUAAACUCAAAAGCUCAACUGUUUUUAUCGUGUGCCUUAAGUAGGGAAGAAAGUGAAAGAGUAGAUGAGUGUGAUACGGCCAAGAAGGUAUGGGACACACUGCGAACUCACCAUGAGGGAACGAGUCAUGUUAAGGAAACAAGAAUUGACAUUGGUAUCCGAAAGUUCGAAUUAUUUGAAAUGAAUGAAGGAGAAACAAUCGAUGAAAUGUAUUCAAGGUUCACAACUAUAGUGAACGAAAUGCGCUCCCUUGGCAAAGCUUAUUCAGUACAAGACAGGGUAAGAAAAAUCAUGAGAUGUCUUCCAAUCAUAUGGAGACCAAUGGUGACACUAUAA